GCGAGUGGCGGCGGCGGCGGCGGGAACCGAGGCGGCGACGAGCUUGGGGGUCGCGACUGGCGGCGGCGGCGGCGGCGGCAUCGGCGGGCCCGGAGGCGGGCGGAGAGCCGGGGCGCAAUGGAGCGGAAGAGCCCCAGCGGGAAGAAGUUCCGCAGCAAGCCACAGCUGGCGCGUUACCUGGGCGGCUCCAUGGACCUCAGCACCUUCGAUUUCCGCACGGGGAAAAUGCUGAUGAACAAGAUGAAUAAGAGCCGCCAGCGCGUGCGCUAUGACUCCUCCAACCAGGUCAAGGGCAAGCCUGACCUGAACACCGCGCUGCCUGUACGGCAGACCGCAUCCAUCUUCAAGCAGCCGGUGACCAAGAUCACCAACCACCCCAGCAACAAGGUCAAGAGCGACCCGCAGAAGGCGGUGGACCAGCCGAGGCAGCUGUUCUGGGAGAAGAAGCUGAGCGGCCUGAGUGCCUUCGACAUCGCUGAGGAGCUGGUCAGAACCAUGGACCUGCCCAAGGGCCUGCAGGGGGUGGGCCCAGGCUGCACAGACGAGACGCUGCUGUCGGCCAUCGCCAGUGCGCUGCACACCAGCACCCUGCCCAUCACGGGCCAGCUCUCGGCAGCCGUGGAGAAGAACCCUGGCGUGUGGCUAAACACGGCACAGCCGCUGUGCAAAGCCUUCAUGGUGACCGACGAUGACAUCAGGAAGCAGGAGGAGCUGGUGCAGCAGGUGCGCAAGCGUCUGGAGGAGGCGCUGAUGGCCGACAUGCUGGCACACGUGGAGGAGCUGGCCCGGGAUGGGGAGGCGCCACUGGACAAGGCCUGUGCUGAGGACGAGGAGGACGAGGAUGAGGAAGACGACGAGCCUGAGCCUGAGCGGGUCUAGCACAGAUGCCCUGCCACAUCUGGGUUGCCGACUUCCCUCAGCCUUGCCUGGACCAGGUGGGGGCCAGGCCAGCAGGAGGCAGGCCUCCUCCAGCUCCCGGGCCUCGGUGCAGGGAGCCCCCGUGGGCCUCGGACUCAACUUGCCCCUGCACUCGUGACAAGAAGCCCCACGUUGAAAACUGAAGGUGGGGUGCAGCUAGGAGGCAGCCUUCACCGUGGUCACCUUCCUGCCUCCUCACCAUAAGAAGCAGCCCUGCUCGGCACCAAGGAGCUACAAGCUUUGUUGGGCCGCUGGAGGAAGGUUCUGGAAACACACCUGGCCGUUCCUGUCUUUCAGCGUCACAGGCCAGGGUCUGGACUGCUACCAGGGUCUCGGGGUCGCCAGCCUCGCUGAGCUAGGGCCAGCAGCCAGCCAGGAACUUGCUUUCCUUCAAUAAACCGAUGGUAGGAACUUCUCA
This is a messenger RNA of Peromyscus eremicus (cactus mouse), 1336 nucleotides long. RefSeq names its product methyl-CpG binding domain protein 3 (gene Mbd3). The record is from RefSeq and is a predicted model, not a curated record. The coding region runs from base 118 to 879 and encodes 253 amino acids. The transcript has 7 exons. Gene Ontology annotation, molecular function: DNA binding. Lineage: Eukaryota; Metazoa; Chordata; Mammalia; Rodentia; Cricetidae.